CGGCGGGCUGGCGGCGGGGCAGCCGAGCUAUCUGGCCGCUCGGCGCCGCGGGCCCACGCCGCAGUGUGUUUUGUGGACGGCGCCUUCGCAGACAGCCCCCCGUGGACGGAGCCCGGCUUGGCAGCCCGCAGCCCUGGACGCGAUGUUCCGCCGGACCUUGAAUCGCCUGUGCGCUGGAGAAGAGAAACGAGUUGGUACACGCACAGUAUUUGUUGGCAAUCAUCCCAUUUCAGGAACAGAAGCUUACAGUGCACAAAGAUUUUGUGAUAAUAGAAUAGUCUCCUCUAAGUAUACACUUUGGAAUUUCCUCCCAAAGAAUUUGUUUGAACAGUUUAGAAGAAUUGCAAAUUUUUAUUUUCUCAUCAUUUUCCUUGUACAGGUCACAGUAGACACACCAACCAGCCCAGUUACCAGUGGACUUCCACUUUUCUUUGUUAUAACUGUUACAGCAAUCAAGCAGGGAUAUGAAGAUUGGCUUAGACACAGAGCUGAUAAUGAAGUUAACAAAAGCACUGUUUACAUUAUUGAAAAUGCAAAACGAGUGAGAAAAGAAAGUGAAAAAAUCAAGGUUGGUGAUGUAGUAGAAGUACAGGCAGAUGAAACCUUUCCCUGUGAUCUUAUUCUUCUGUCGUCCUGCACAACUGAUGGAACUUGUUAUGUCACUACAGCUAGUCUUGAUGGUGAAUCUAAUUGUAAGACACAUUAUGCAGUACGAGAUACCAUAGAACUGUGUACAGCCGAAUCCAUUGAUAACCUCCGAGCAGCAAUUGAAUGUGAACAGCCUCAACCUGACCUCUACAAGUUUGUUGGGCGAAUCAGUAUCUUUAGUAAUAGUAUUGAGUCUGUUGCCAGAUCUUUGGGACCUGAAAAUCUUUUGCUGAAAGGAGCUACACUUAAAAAUACCAAGAAGAUAUAUGGAGUUGCUGUUUACACUGGGAUGGAAACCAAAAUGGCUUUGAACUACCAAGGGAAAUCUCAGAAACGUUCUGCUGUUGAAAAAUCUAUUAAUGCCUUCUUGAUUGUUUAUUUAUUCAUCUUACUGACCAAAGCUGCAGUAUGCACAACUCUAAAGUAUGUGUGGCAAAGUACUCCCUACAAUGAUGAACCUUGGUAUAAUCAAAAGACUCAAAAGGAACGGGAAACUUUUAAGGUUUUGAAAAUGUUCACCGACUUUUUAUCAUUCAUGGUUCUCUUCAACUUUAUUAUUCCUGUCUCCAUGUAUGUCACAGUAGAAAUGCAGAAAUUUUUAGGCUCAUUUUUUAUUUCAUGGGAUAAAGACUUUUUUGAUGAAGAAAUUAAUGAAGGAGCCUUAGUUAACACAUCAGACCUUAAUGAAGAACUUGGUCAGGUGGAUUAUGUAUUUACAGAUAAGACUGGAACACUCACUGAAAAUAGCAUGGAAUUCAUUGAAUGCUGCAUUGAUGGACACAAAUAUAAAAGCACAACUCAGGAAGUUGAUGGAUUGUCUCAAACUGAUGGGCCCUCAGCCUUUUUUGAUAAAGCAGAUAAGAACCGGGAGGAGCUCUUUCUGCGUGCCCUGUGUUUAUGUCACACUGUAGAAAUUAAAACAAAUGAUGCUGUUGAUGGACCUACAGAAGCAGCUGAAUUCACCUAUAUCUCCUCCUCACCAGAUGAAAUAGCUUUGGUGAAAGGAGCAAAAAAGUUUGGGUUCACAUUUUUGGGAAAUUGGAAUGGACAUAUACGAGUAGAGAACCAAAGAAAAGAAAUAGAAGAGUAUAAACUUCUCCACACCUUAAAUUUUGAUUCUAUCCGCCGACGUAUGAGUGUAAUUGUGAAGACCCAAGGAGGAGAUAUAUUACUUUUUUGUAAAGGAGCAGAUUCAUCAGUUUUUCCCAGGGUGCAUAACCAUGAAAUUGAGUUAACCAAAGCCCAUGUGGAACGUAAUGCAAUGGAUGGGUAUCGGACUCUUUGUGUAGCCUUCAAAGAAAUUGCUCCAGAUGAUUUUGAAAGAAUUAAUACACAACUAAUAGAGGCAAAAAUGGCCCUACAGGAUAGAGAAGAAAAACUGGAAAAGAUUUUUGAUGAGAUUGAGACAAAUAUGAAUUUAAUUGGAGCCACUGCUGUGGAAGACAAGCUGCAAGAUCAGGCUGCAGAGACCAUUGAAGCUCUGCAUGCAGCUGGCUUGAAAGUCUGGGUGCUUACUGGAGACAAGAUGGAAACAGCCAAAUCCACGUGCUAUGCCUGCCGCCUUUUCCAAACCAAUACUGAGCUCCUGGAACUGACCACAAAAACCAUUGAAGAAAGUGAAAGGAAAGAAGAUCGAUUACAUGAAUUGUUAAUAGAAUAUCGUAAGAAGUUACUGCAUGAAUUUCCUAAAAGCACUAGAAGCCUUAAAAAAGCAUGGACAGAACAUCAGGAAUAUGGAUUAAUCAUUGAUGGCUCCACAUUGUCACUAAUACUAAAUUCUAGUCAAGACUCUAGUUCAAACAACUAUAAAAGUAUUUUCCUGCAAAUCUGUAUGAAAUGUACUGCAGUGCUCUGCUGCCGGAUGGCACCAUUACAAAAAGCCCAGAUUGUCAGAAUGGUGAAGAACUUGAAAGGCCGCCCUAUAACACUGUCAAUAGGUGAUGGUGCCAAUGAUGUCAGUAUGAUUUUGGAAUCUCAUGUGGGAAUAGGUAUUAAAGGAAAAGAAGGUCGUCAAGCAGCCAGGAAUAGUGAUUAUUCUGUUCCAAAAUUUAAACAUUUAAAGAAACUGCUAUUGGCUCAUGGACAUCUAUAUUAUGUGAGAAUAGCACAUCUUGUUCAAUAUUUCUUCUAUAAGAACCUUUGCUUCAUUUUGCCACAGUUUUUGUACCAAUUCUUCUGUGGAUUCUCACAACAGCCACUCUAUGAUGCUGCGUAUCUUACAAUGUACAAUAUCUGUUUCACAUCCCUGCCCAUCCUGGCCUACAGUCUACUGGAACAGCACAUCAACAUUGAUACUCUGACCUCAGACCCUCGAUUGUAUAUGAAAAUUACUGGCAAUGCUAUGUUACAGUUGGGGCCCUUCUUAUAUUGGACAUUUCUGGCUGCCUUUGAAGGGACGGUAUUCUUCUUUGGAACUUACUUCCUUUUUCAGACUACAUCCUUAGAAGACAAUGGAAAGAUAUAUGGAAACUGGACAUUUGGGACCAUUGUUUUUACAGUCUUAGUAUUCACUGUAACUCUGAAGCUCGCCUUGGAUACCCGAUUCUGGACAUGGAUAAAUCACUUUGUGAUUUGGGGUUCUUUAGCCUUUUAUGUUUUUUUCUCAUUCUUCUGGGGAGGAAUUAUUUGGCCUUUUCUGAAACAACAGAGAAUGUAUUUUGUGUUUGCUCAAAUGCUGUCUUCUGUAUCCACAUGGUUGGCCAUAAUUCUCCUAAUAUUUAUCAGCCUUUUCCCUGAGAUUCUCCUAAUAGUAGUAAAGAAUGUACGAAGAAGAAGUGCCAGGAGCAAUCUGAGCUGUAGAAGGGCAUCUGACUCAUUAUCCGCCAGACCUUCUGUCAGACCUCUUCUUUUACGAACAUUCUCAGACGAGUCUAAUAUAUUGUAACAGAAUCCGAAUCUUGAACUGCCCAUGUUGUUGUCCUACAAGCAUAUUGACUGUGGUUGCAGCUAAAGAAAGAAAGCAUGAAGGAACAACUACAAAAGAUAUUAACUCAGGAUACUCAAUAUGCAACAAAAACCACUCUCAUGUGUAGGGUUCAGAAUAAAUGUCCAUUAAAAUACCAAAUAACUCUCCUAACCAUUUACAGUUAUUGUAAGUAGCCAUUAUGGCCAAAGUUAAGAAUUAUAUGAAAGUUUAAAGUAAGCAUACUUAGAAUUCUGGAUUUAGAUAGAAUAAUGUAACUAUGAAAUGGGUGCUCUUUUAACCCAUUGACUUUGUGAAUGGAUUUAAACAUAGUAGUAUAAAGUAGAAGUCAUGCAAUGGGAAUGAACAGAUUUUGCUAAUACAGUGUUACUUUUUUGCCUGGCAAAAGACAUAGGCUGUUGGUAUCACAUUUCUUGUUCCUGCUGAAUGCUUAUCUUAUUUUUUUCCACAUACAAAAGGAAUACUUGAAAAUACAGAAGGACUAAAUGAUAUUACUGCAUCAGACAAAAUAAUUCAUCUUCUAUUCAAUCAUAGGCUAAUUGUCUUGGUCUAAUAUCCUUUCCAAAAAAUACCUUGAAAAUAUUGUGCGAUACUGUUAAUUCCAGGUAUUAUUGUAGAAAAGGGGUUGGAAAAGGUUAUUUGGUGUGUUUUCUUCUGAAUUACACACCACUUAUGUAUUUAAGAUGACUAAACUUGAAAAUAAAAUACUUUGGUCACUUGGGUAAUAGCCCCUCAAAAGUUAAGCAAUAAAAGGUAUUUCCAGUGUCAAUUUUGCUGGGUAAUGAGGUAAGAAGGGUUAAAUAUAUAAAAAUAAAUGCCAUUCUUAACAUCGGCAUUUUAUAAUUCUGUGUGGCAAAGAGGUGAAGCAUAGCUUAUUUUAAACUACUAACGGUUUUUAUUUGAAAGAGGUUGUAUUUGUGCAUAUAUACAGCACUUUUUUUAAGUUACCAAUUUGGUAGGGGAGAGAUUCAUUCCAAAACUAUUCAGUAGCUUGUAGAGGCAUGGCUCUUUGGACAUGAAUGUUGUCUCCUAUAGCUAACUGGGACAGGCGAGUGGUCUAAUUCUGAACUGUGAGAUGGGCUUGGUAAGAUUCUCAAACUUCUGGACAACAAAGAGGUUUUAACCCCUAAUAGUUCACUUAAAACAUGAAGUCUUUAUUUGAUAGAAAGACUACAUUUGAAAGCGAGACUAAAAUAAUAUUUAAAAAAAUAUUUUUCUAUCAGUUUCCAACUUCUUUUGUCUUCUGACAUUCUUGUACUGUUUGAUGUUUAUAUUGUACCUUGAUUUAGCAAAGUAUUGCAUUCUUUCUAUUCCAGUAUAUUUAUAUAGUCCAUACGGCACAUUUGAUUCUUCCAUCUAUAUUGUGUUGAUAUUUAGAUGUAAUUUUUCUUGAAUUCUAAAAAAGUCAUAAUUUCAAUUAUCAGAAACCAUUCCAUAAUUACUUAAUUUGUUUUCAUCUAUCAGUAUUAUUUUUGAGUGUUUUGUUAGGUGUCAUUCACAGCUUAAAUGUGCUGUGUGCUCUUGUAGCCUGUAUUUGAGGUGGUCUGCUGAAAGCAAAGUCUUUCUAUUCUUUGCCUAUUCCAAAGAGCUAAAACAUCUAACCCAGGAAAGCUUUGCUACUUUGUUAUUGUUGUCGUCAUUGUUGUUGCUGCUGUAUUAUUAUUUUACAUCAGAACUAUAAGGACUGUGAAUAGCUGUAAGAGCCAAAUAGAGAGGCCUAGUUAAUGAAGAACGACUGAGGAGUUAAUAUAUAUCUGGAUAUCCAGGAUAGUAGAUAAUAAAACUGAAUAUAUGUGACAUGUUGCAGUGGAGGGAAAUCUGGAUAAGCAAGUGAGGGGUAUUUAGAGUCAUGUCUCAGACAAAUUACAUUGUACACUGCAGCUCAAAUCAGAGGAACCUGGGUUUGCUUUUUGAAAGAUUUUUACUAAAGAUCUAAAACAUGGCUAACAUGGGAUUAGCAGAUGAAGUGACUUGAAAUGAGCCAUCCAGUAUUCCUAGCACUGCAGUCUAACCACUCCUAUAUCAGAAGAGGGCAAGAAAUCAGUUUUUAAAAAAAGAAAGAAAGAAAACCAGUAGGACCAUAUUACCAUAAAUAGAAUGAUUUUUGAAUGAUCAAAAUGUCCAUGUAAUUUUCCAAACUGUUGUCUUUUGUUUGAGGGUGUUGCCUAUUAAACAGAAAAUAUUCAUUCCAUAUCUACUACAUAUACACCAGCAACAGUAUAAAUGUAAGCCUAAAUUUGCAAAAGUCAUAAUUUAGUGAUGGAAUUUUUUAAUAAUAUGCAGUAUAUAAAUGUGCAGAUUUUAUGCAGAUGUUGAUAAAAUCAUUUUUCAGCUUGUAAAAUGGAACUGCAAUAUUACAUUUUUCAAUUUUUUACAUCUACUUUGUUGCUUUCUAAAAUGAACGUGAAUGCCAUCUUUUAUGAAUGCAACUUGCCUUUUUCAUUACAGAAAUUUUCGUCUCAUGUAAUCAAUAAACUUUGGUAUGAUAUGAUUAA
This is a messenger RNA of Chionomys nivalis (European snow vole), 6066 nucleotides long. It is a transcript of the gene Atp11c, whose product is annotated as ATPase phospholipid transporting 11C. Gene Ontology annotation, molecular function: ATP hydrolysis activity; magnesium ion binding; ATPase-coupled intramembrane lipid carrier activity. The transcript has 30 exons. Gene Ontology annotation, biological process: phospholipid translocation. Lineage: Eukaryota; Metazoa; Chordata; Mammalia; Rodentia; Cricetidae. The coding region runs from base 143 to 3532 and encodes 1129 amino acids. Gene Ontology annotation, cellular component: plasma membrane; recycling endosome; trans-Golgi network. The record is from RefSeq and is a predicted model, not a curated record.